UUUCCGACUUGCGAAGGUCGCAUGCGACGUCUUUAAAGGCUGAAGUCCAAAAAAUUGGACUUCAGCCUAUAUAUUGCGCUUGCCUUGCAAAACACUAGGCUCAAGUGAAGGGGGCCAAUGCAAUUGCCAUCAGCCAUGUUACAUGGUUGAGCCAGUAAAUCACAGGGGAUGCUACCUGACUCACCUCAAGAAAGUCCAAUGUCGAGAACGGGACUGUUUCGCUUCACAGGAGUUUUUGAAACUCUUCAAGCAGUCAGCCCAGUCAGCUCCAGUGGCUUGCCAACUUUCCAAGCAUGGCUGGGGACUGCACGGGACUGCCGACUUCCCACUGCUAUAGAAAAAACGCAAGCAUCCACAUCUAAUACACUACCAACUCGACCCAAUUUGUCCACCGCGGAUGCUCCGCAUCUUAUUCUCUGUCUCUCACUUUUCGAAAACCAGCACAAGCCUCCAGAAAACCUGUCCUGGUCUCUUGACAUGUGGCUGGCAGGUCAUUUCACCUGCAAACUCACUGACUGGCUGCUGCUUUAGCUGCAACCUGACGGCAUGGACAAACACCUCUGAAUCAGUUGAGGGCACCCGAUAGAUUCGCAUUACUUGGUUUCUGGCUGAUGGUACGAUCGUGAACAACAGAACCACUGCUGGAAUCGCUGGAAUCACCUAUAUAAAUUAAUAAGAUUGUGCCAUCUGUGUCUAAGAGACCGCUUUGCUUCAGAGCAAGGCCUACAGCAACCUGUGUCUUUUCAAUUUCAUCACUCCAUGGGUCUGUCCCCAGCACUUUUGUUGGCACAAACAUGUAAUUCUUGGUCAUAUAGCUCAUGCUCUUGGUACCGGAGCCAUGUCCAAAUCCCAUGAUUUCCACCAUUGUUAGCUUAAUUUUUUAUCGUUGCUUAAUUAGGCGACGUUAACCUUUUCUUGGAAAGGGUAAGUCGGGUAACUCUGCUGGCCACCUGCUGGCCCUUGUAGCUCCUUACCCGGAUGUGUGGUACGGAAUGGCAUGGAAUGGUAUGGAAGUCUGGUUGAAACCGAGGGAUCAAUUCUUCCAAAUUUACGCUUGAAGCUUCUAAGGUAAACUGAUCCUCUCUGUAACUCCUCGUGCUAUGAGCGAAGUCGGAUGUGCCACCAGCAUCUUGGGCCAUAGAAUGUUAGAGAGAAAUCGUCGAAGAUCUCCC
Molecule: messenger RNA, 1172 nt
Organism: Cladocopium goreaui
Lineage: Eukaryota; Dinophyceae; Suessiales; Symbiodiniaceae
Source: the annotation of a GenBank genome assembly